This is a messenger RNA of Oryzias latipes (Japanese medaka), 2464 nucleotides long. RefSeq names its product TAP binding protein like (gene tapbpl). NCBI's taxonomy places the organism in Eukaryota, Metazoa, Chordata, Actinopteri, Beloniformes, Adrianichthyidae. The record is from RefSeq and is a predicted model, not a curated record. Gene Ontology annotation, cellular component: membrane. Gene Ontology annotation, biological process: antigen processing and presentation of endogenous peptide antigen via MHC class I.
UUUUUCUAAGCAUUAUAACUUAUAGUAACUCGUCCGAUUAUUAGGUUUUGUCUGUGAUGAGCGCGAGAAUCGUUUUUUUUAAUGAAUAGUUUAUGAAAAAAGAAAAUUAGAGAAACCAAUGAUGCGUCGUGAGACCUUUUCAAAUCAAAAGUGAAAGUGCUGUAGUGUAGUUAUUCAGUUAUCGUUAAUAAAUGGGCAAAUGACAGGUUAACUUCACUCUGAUAAUGAUUGAAAUCAUUUUCUUCGGAUUGUUCAUUACCUGCGUGAAUGCUGACGGAGCUGCAGAUGUAGUGCUAUCCUGUGCCCUGGUGGAGGAGGGGUCUGGACUCAGUGGAAUGGAAGGUGGUGCCCUCUUCUCUCGGACGCCAGCCACCCUUGUCCUUCGAGAUGUUGCCGUGGGCCCUGAGGAGCCUUUGGAAAUGCUCUCUCCAUUCGUCCCUCCUUCAGUCCCCGAUCCGGAGCUCUUUCUGUUCGAGGCUUCAGUGACCUCACCCGACAUUCCCAACACAGACCGGUUGCUCCACGCUGAUUGCAACGAGCUGGAGGUGUUGUGUGAAAUAAGUCGUUACUCUUCUAAGGGGCUGCAGGACAGCUCAGAUCAAACUUUUUUCAUGGUGUCCAUCACAGUGGAGGAGCUGGACUUCAGCAUUUCACUCAUCCUGGAGACUUUACCAGUGGAAAAGCAUCAGUCAACGCUUAUGCAUAACAAACUGGGUCUACCUCUGAGUCAGUCAGGAACUCUGCUAACCAAAGCUAUAUUCGUGGUGUUUUCCAACACCAAGUCUUUGUCUGCCCCUCUGAGGGGAAAUGUUGUCCUCGACUGUGGCUUCAAGCAGCAAGAAGUACCGUUAGCUCACCAGGUAGAUGUGGAAUGGCGGCUGCAGCACCGGGGAAAAGGCUGGAAAGUACUCGACUUGAAAACUACGCUGGAUGAUCCAGAAGGCGUCCAUGCAGAUGUGAAUGUGGAGAGGAAAGAUUCAAGCAUGAAUGCUGGGCUGGUUGUCAGAGAGGGGAACGUGUCUCUGACUCUGCCAGCUCUGAAGGUUUCUGAUGAGGGGACCUACAUCUGCACCGUCAGCAUCGGUCACUUCCACGCACAGCAGGUCAUUCAGCUCCACAUCAUUCAACCGCCACAUAUUUCCCUCUCAGAGGAAAAGUUGAUGUUGAAAACACCCCAGACAUUAAAGUGCUUCAGCAGAAAUUACUAUCCACUGGACGCUCAAAUGGAGUGGCUUUUUGUUUCUCCAACUGCCACAGAGCCAGAACUCUUCAAAGACCAGGGCUCCCUAACCAGCCAUCGGCAGCAUAGUGACGGGACUUUUUCCCUGUCGUCUCACCUCGUUGUGCCUCCCGCCGUCCCCCCAGGAACCAAGAUCAUCUGCAGGGUGUCUCACGUAGGACUGGAUGCUCCUCUCGAUGUCAGUGUGUUGGUUGAAACUCCUAAGAUAGAUUCUUACUGGUGGUUCCUGGGUUUCCUGAUCGUCACCAUACUUUUUUUCUACCAGGUUAUGAAAUAAAUCAUAGCACUUCUGAAAUAAAACAGAGGCAAAAAUUUGGUUUUACUGUGUCAGUCUUUAAGCAAUUCAUAGCUUUAAAAAAAAUUGAGUUAAAGGUAAACAAUAAAUGUGUUUUAUUGUAUUUAAUUAAUUGUAAUUGUUUAAUAUUGUUUCGUAUGCUCAGUUGUACAAUUUUAUUGUGAAUUGUUAUCUUGGUAGGGUUAAUCCCACCGCUGCAGUUAUCGUUCUUUUAAUCUCAGGGAACCUAAUAUUUGGAGUAAAAAAAAAGAUCUUAAUUUCCUGAUUCAUCAUGAAAGUGCAACAUUUUACAAACUACUUACUCACAGAGGAGAAGAGGCAUUUCCAACAUUCUAUCAAAUUACUUGACCCUCAUCCUUGCAUGUUUGACUUUACAAAAACUCAACAAAAAAAAAAAAAACGUUGAUAUUUGUAGAGAAGGUGCUUGUCAUCCUUACAUCCUUAAACACUUCCCUGUUAAGUCUAAAGCUAUUUCUUUUUAUAUAUAUAAUGAUAAAUUCAAGAGAUUAUAAACUAAACAUGGCUCUGCAUCCCUACAUUCAUGUUUUUCUGAGAGCCAACACCGUUUUCUGGUCUGUCCUCGUCUUUUUGUAGUAUUAAUAGGAUUUCUUUAUUUUGCCAAUGACACUCUAAAGUGUUAUUCGGGUUUUUGUUAGUUUACAGUGCAAUGCUGAAUGGUGAAUCAGGAAAUCCAAUCAAGAGAGACAGGUCCGUCUUUUAUUUAUUGAAGAACGUUUGUGUUUAUUGCUGGGAUUUGAUGCUUUUCUUCCUGUCAAACAUUUAUCUGGGCACAGUUCGUCACAAAAAUGGGACAGCAGGGUAAAAGUACGUUUUGUGUGCCCAAAUAAAAUGCAUUACAUUGUGUGACACUAUGACCUUGUGUGUAAACCGACACUGGAUUAUUAACAAAUUAAAGUUUGAAGCUGUGA